Carica papaya (papaya) is the source of this 1087-nucleotide messenger RNA. It is a transcript of the gene NKS1, whose product is annotated as ubiquitin-associated protein (DUF1068). Lineage: Eukaryota; Viridiplantae; Streptophyta; Magnoliopsida; Brassicales; Caricaceae. The record is from RefSeq and is a predicted model, not a curated record.
CGUGUGUAGGUUACUGGGUACUGGAUCUGGUUAAUGGUGGUGGUCAGAAACAGGCUUUUGACUCUGUGGAGGUACUAAAGUUAAAAUUUUUCUUGACAAGAAGAAACCACGUACAUACCCGCACUGCUUCCAUUAUAGCUCAUAAAUAUACCUCUCUUUUCAAUUCAUCGCCAUCUCCAUUAGAUCGCUCUGUCAUCAGCCCACGUAAUUUUUUUUUACAGUGCCAGAGGAAACCAGAGCGAGUUCUCUGCCUGCUUGCUUUUUUUUUUUUUUCUGCUUAGAGGGAGACCCAGAUUACAGAAAUGUCACGGCGAUCUGGGGCUUGCUUGCGGUGUUGUCUCGUCAUUUUUGCCGUAGUUUCAGCUCUAGCUGUUUGCGGGCCUGCUCUCUAUUGGAGGUUCAAGAAGGGGAUAAGCUUAGGUGAUAAUAAAUCAUCUUGUCCUCCUUGCAUCUGUGAUUGCCCUCCUCCCGUCUCUCUCCUCAAGAUUGCUCCCGGGUUAGCGAAUCUCUCAGUCUCAGAUUGCGGAAGUGAUGACCCGGACAUAAAAGAGGAGAUGGAGAAGCAGUUUGUGGACCUUCUGACCGAAGAACUAAAACUGCAAGAAGCAGUUGCAGAAGAGCACAGUCGUCAUAUGAACGUCACCCUUGCUGAAGCGAAAAGAGUCGCUACCCAGUACCAGAAGGAGGCCGAAAAAUGCAACGCUGCAACAGAAACGUGCGAGGAGGCAAGAGAGCGAGCUGAGGCAUUGUUGCUAAAGGAGAGAAAAGUGACUUUUGCUUGGGAGCAAAGAGCUAGGCAAUUGGGUUGGGAGGGUGAAUAAAAUUGUGAAUGUAGGGAGAAAAAAAGAAGAGAUUUUUCCAGUUGAAGUAGAGAGAAUUCUUAAAUGGGUGUUUAUACAAGCAAGGAAAUUGCUUUAAUUGUCAAAGGCAAAGCCUUUUUACUCACUCUUUUUAUAUCAUGUAGUUGAAUUUUAUACCCCUGGAUGUUUUGUAUCUUUCUGUAUGUAGUUUGUCUUGGCUUGUGAUGAGACCGUGUUUGGCUGUGCCAAUCUGUUCUUCUACCAUAAUACCAGCUCUGAUUUCUACA